Messenger RNA from Argentina anserina (silverweed cinquefoil), 2644 nucleotides. Its product is annotated as probable linoleate 9S-lipoxygenase 5. Gene Ontology annotation, molecular function: metal ion binding; oxidoreductase activity, acting on single donors with incorporation of molecular oxygen, incorporation of two atoms of oxygen; protein binding. The record is from RefSeq and is a predicted model, not a curated record. Gene Ontology annotation, biological process: lipid oxidation. Lineage: Eukaryota; Viridiplantae; Streptophyta; Magnoliopsida; Rosales; Rosaceae. Bases 47 to 2644 code for a protein of 865 amino acids. The transcript is spliced from 10 exons.
CUCCUUUUCCAUAACCUUGGUUUAGCUAUAUUUCCGCAUAUACAAGAUGUUUCAAAUCCCCCAUAUUGUCCCAAACAUCAUUGACAACCUCAAAAAUGGUUCCAGUAAGAAGAUCAAAGGAACCGUGGUGCUGAUGAAGAAUAAUGUGUUGGAUUUCAACGACUUUCAUGCUUCUGUUGUCGACCGUGUGCAUGAGUUGUUGGGUCAAGGCGUUUCUUUGCAACUCAUUAGUGGUGAUUCUUCAUAUGGAUCGCAAGGGAAACUCGGAAAAGUAGCAUAUUUGGAAAACUGGAUUACUACACUCGGUCCCGUAACAGCAGGAGAGACUGCAUUCAAGGUUACCUUUGACGUUGAAGGAGAAAUUGGAGUUCCAGGAGCAUUCAUAAUAAGAAACAAUCAUAACAGUGAGUUCUUCCUUAAGACAGUCACACUCGAUGAGGUUCCUGGUGCUGGUCAGAUCCUCUUUGUAUGCAACUCAUGGGUAUACCCUGCUUCCAAGUACAAGAAGGACCGUAUUUUCUUUGCUAACAAGACGUAUCUUCCAAGUGACACUCCAUUGCCGCUGCGUCAAUACAGACAACAGGAACUUGAACAGUUAAGAGGAAACGGAAAAGGAGAGCUUAAGGAAUGGGACAGGGUUUACGACUAUGCUUUGUACAAUGAUCUCGGUGACCCAGACAAGGGUUCAAAAUAUGUCCGUCCAAUUCUUGGAGGGUCUAGCCAGUUCCCUUACCCGCGUCGAGGAAGAACUAGUCGACCACCAACAAGAACAGAUCCCAACAGUGAGAGUAAGCUGCCUCUAGUUGAUACGAUGCGCUUAAACAUUUAUGUGCCAAGAGAUGAAAGAUUUGGACAUUUGAAGAUGUCCGACUUCCUUGCUUAUGCACUGAAAGCUUUGGCUCACUCCGUUAGACCAGCACUACAAGCUAUGUUCGAUUUAAAGUUAACUCCCAAUGAGUUUGAUAGCUUUGAAGAGGUUCUCAACCUGUAUGAAGGAGGGUUUCCAUUACCUGAAGGUUUUCUGAAGAAUAUUAGGGACAACAUUCCUUUGCCAAUGAUCAAGGAAAUUUUCCGAACUGACGGUGAACGAUUCCUUAAAUUUCCAGUGCCUAGUGUGAUCAAAGAGGAUAAGACUGCUUGGAGGACGGACGAAGAAUUUGCUAGAGAAAUGUUGGCUGGGGUCAACCCUAUCAAUAUCCGUCGACUCCAAGUGUUUCCACCAGCGAGCAAACUAGACCCAAGAGUUUAUGGUGAUCACAGAAGUACCAUAACAGAAGAACACAUCAAGCAUAACUUGGAUGGGCUAACGGUGCACCAGGCACUCAAAGACAACAGGUUAUUCAUACUAGACCAUCAUGAUGCCUUCAUGCCUUACCUGAGGAAGGUAAACUCAUCAACAGAUAAUAGGAUCUAUGGCAGUAGAACCCUCCUUUUCUUGAAAAAAGAUGGGACUUUGAAGCCAUUGGUGAUCGAACUGAGCUUGCCUCAUCCCGAAGGAGAUCAAUUUGGCUGCACUAGUAAAGUGUACACACAAGCUGAACAUGGUGUUCAGAGCUCGAUAUGGCAACUAGCUAAGGCCUAUGUGGCUGUAAAUGACACUGGAUCUCAUCAACUUGUCAGUCACUGGUUGAAUACCCAUGCUGUCGUUGAGCCGUUUAUAAUAGCCACCAACAGGCAGCUGAGCGUGCUUCAUCCAGUUCACAAACUUCUGCAUCCUCACUUCCGUGACACCAUGAAUAUAAAUGCACAGGCUAGGCAAGUUCUCGUUAAUGCUGGUGGCGUUCUGGAGGCUACAAUCUUUGCAGAUAAGUAUGCCUUGGAAUUUUCAGCUACAGCUUAUAAGAAUUGGAUUUUCCCAGACCAAGCUCUACCUGCAGAUCUAAUCAAGAGAGGGGUGGCUGUUGAAGACGCCAAUUCUCCACACGGUAUUCGCCUACUGAUAGAGGACUACCCAUUUGCUGUUGAUGGAUUGAAUAUUUGGUCUGCAAUAAAAACUUGGGUGACAGAUUAUUGCUCCUUCUACUACAAGACUGAUGAUAUGGUCCAACAAGAUAUUGAACUUCAGUCAUGGUGGAAGGAACUUGUGGAGAAGGGUCAUGGUGACAAAAAGAAUGAACCUUGGUGGCCUAAAAUGCAAACUCUUGACGAGCUCAUCGAAACAUGCACUAUUGUCAUUUGGACUUCUUCGGCUCUCCAUGCAGCCGUCAACUUCGGACAGUUUCCUUUGGCAGGAUACAAUCCGAACCGGCCAACUAUAAGCAGAAGAUUCAUGCCUGAGAUUGGAACCCCAGAAUUUGAAGAGCUCAAGACCAACCCUGAUUUGGCUUUCUUGAAAACUAUCACUGAUCAGCUUCAUACUCUACUUGGUGUUUCGUUGCUGGAAAUUUUAUCUAAGCAUGCUAGCGACGAAGUUUAUUUGGGGCAGAGAUACACACCUGGAUGGACAUCGGACACAAAAGUCUUGGAAGCCUUCGAAAGGUUCGGAAAGAGACUAGCUGGAAUUGAGGAUGGUAUUAUGCGAAUGAACAAUGACGGGAAGCUGAAGAACCGAGUUGGACCGGUUAAGGUGCCUUAUACUUUGCUCUAUCCCACCAGUGAAGCUGGACUUUCUGGCAAAGGAAUCCCUAAUAGUAUCUCGAUCUAA